Molecule: messenger RNA, 864 nt
Organism: Trichoplax adhaerens
Lineage: Eukaryota; Metazoa; Placozoa; Uniplacotomia; Trichoplacea; Trichoplacidae
Exons: 5
Coding region: 1-864 (287 amino acids)
Biological process (GO): protein transport
Cellular component (GO): cytoplasm
Source: RefSeq, a predicted model, not a curated record
AUGGUCUCAGGAGACAAAAAAUUAUGCAGUGCAAGUUUACUAGCUGGAAGGCAUACCUUUUCAUUUAGUUAUCAAUUGCCAAUGAAUAAUUUACCGAACUCGUAUCAAGGCGAUAGCAAUCAUAACAUUCGCUACAUGGUCAUUAUAUCAGUUGAUCAAGGAUGGAAAUUUGAAGAUCUUGCCAAUAAACCUUUUCAUGUUGUUGAGGAUAUAAGCAUUAAUCGUUCAACUUUUGAGCGUCCUAUUCCGUUGGUAUCAGAAAAACAGAUACCCUAUUUUCUAUGUUGCUCCGGCACAGCUAAAUUAACGGCUAGUUUAGAAUAUUUAGCAUGCUAUAUUGGGGAAGCUAUUAAUAUUCAAAUGAUUGAAUUGGAAAAUAAUACGAAGCAAGAAAUCACUGGCGUGGCAGUCCGAUUAAUACGAAAUAUAACCCAUAAAGCUAAAGGAGUUGAAAAUGUGUCAACUGACGUUUGCUUGAUAAAACAGCUGUUUCGAACAUUAAUGCCAGGCCAAACAAUUACAUGGACUAACGAAUCUCUGGUUAUUACAAAAUUGCAACCUACAAUUGCUAAAUUUGACCUUAUAUCUAUUGGUUACGUAUUAGAGAUUCAAGCAUUUCUAAAUAAAAAUACGACACUGUCAGUUGAAUUUCCAAUAACUAUUGGCGAUCGACCUGAUAUUAACCCCCUUCCAUCACAUAAGAAUUCAGUGUCAUUUCUGGAUUCAUCGCUUUAUGAAUUAACUCUACCUGGGGCUGUUACAAGAGAUCAAGCUCCAAAUGAUUUAGAAAGAUGUACUAUUAGUAGCAAUUUAUCAUCUUUAACAGAGAGUUAUACUAGUUAUAAAGACCAUCUAAUGAAAUAA